Messenger RNA from Momordica charantia (bitter melon), 1933 nucleotides. RefSeq names its product vacuole membrane protein KMS1. Lineage: Eukaryota; Viridiplantae; Streptophyta; Magnoliopsida; Cucurbitales; Cucurbitaceae. The record is from RefSeq and is a predicted model, not a curated record.
AACUUAAAAUUAAAAUUGAGGGUUCGAUCUUGAGGGGGGAGAGAGAAGGAGCGAUAAACUCUGCCGAGCGGAUCUUCGACUCAAAAACUCCUUCGAUUUUUCCCUUUCUCGGCCCUUUGUUUACCGAUCCGCAACAAUAGAUGUUAAUUUUCGAAAUUUCUUUAUCCCUUUUACGGUUUCGAUUCCUGUCAUGAUUCUCGUCGAUCUCUGAUCUGCGUGCAAACAUUUUUUUUUUUUCCAAACAAGAGAUUAAGAUUGAAAAUCGAAGAAUUUUUGUUUUCUUUCUCCGUUCUCUCGCUAUCGAUACGGUCUUAUACUUGCGGUCACCGGAAUGGGGACUUGUGAAGAAGCAGCUUCCAUUGCUUCUCGUGAUUCUGAAGUAUCCCUCUCAGAACUACGAACAAGGCACAAACAAGAACUUGACAAUUUGACAUUGGUGACUCAACCCUUCAAAACAUUGAAGUUUUUCCUUUUGGGUGUUCUUCAAUAUAGUAAAAGCUCGAUAGCAUACAUUUUAUCGAAAGGUGGUUGGCUUUUGCUUUUAAACGUUAUUAUUGGAGCAGCCGGGAUUCUGAUUUUGAAUAUUGAAGGGCCACAUGAGAAGCAUGUUGAGGAGAUUGUGAAAUACUUUGACUACGGAUUGUGGUGGGUGAUCCUUGGAGUUGCUUCAUCCAUUGGUCUUGGGUCUGGCCUGCAUACUUUUGUCCUUUAUCUGGGGCCUCAUAUUGGGUUUUUCACGAUAAAGGCAGUGCAGUGUGGUCGAGUUGACUUAAAGAGUGCCCCUUAUGACACAAUACAAUUAAAAAGAGGUCCAUCAUGGCUCGAGAAAGAUUGCUCAGAAUUUGGACCUCCAGUUUUUACAUCGCGAGUCCCACUCAGCAGCAUAUUGCCAAUGGUUCAGUUAGAGGCGAUUCUGUGGGGUAUUGGGACUGCCUUAGGAGAGCUUCCUCCUUAUUUUAUCUCAAGGGCAGCACGCCUUUCUGGUGGCAGAUCAGAAGCAAUGGAAGAACUAGAUGCCUCUUCAAGGGAAACUAAUGGAUUCAUCCCUAAACAUUUGAAUAGAAUCAAGCGAUGGUUCCUUUCACAUGCUCAACAUUUGAAUUUCGUUACCAUUUUACUGCUUGCUUCGGUGCCGAAUCCUUUGUUCGACUUAGCCGGCAUUAUGUGUGGGCAAUUUGGAAUUCCUUUCUGGGAAUUCUUUUUUGCUACGCUGGUUGGAAAAGCAAUAAUUAAAACUCACAUUCAGACCAUUUUCAUCAUUGCUGUUUGCAACAAUCAACUUCUUGAUUGGAUAGAAAACGAAUUAAUAUGGGUCCUCAGCUUUGUGCCUGGAUUUUCAUCUAUCUUGCCGGGGCUGAUUGCCAAGCUCAACUCAGUCAAAGCUAAGUAUCUGAAAGCACCAUCUCAUGCGGCCGCUAAUACCAAGGACAAGAAAUGGGAUUUCUCGGUUUCUUCCRUCUGGAACACUAUAGUAUGGCUCAUGAUCAUGAACUUCUCUAUCAAGAUUAUGACUUCAACUGCCCAAAGGUACUUGAAGAAGCAGCAAGACGAGGAGCUCGCUGCCUUGACGAACAAAGUUCCUGCAUCGGCAUGCACAAAUUAACCCGGUCUCYAAUGUCUUCUCUCUUCUCACCCUUAUAAUUUACUAAGAUUUAGCAAGCACCAGUUGUACGGAUUCGAGUACUUGAGAAAAUGUCUGGAGAAAGUCCUGUUAGAAAGCUCUUGUAGAAUUAGGAAGGCAUUUUGGAGAACAGCAAAGGUAUAUAACAAGGCUUAUAAACCCUGUUCUGAUUGGGGUGGGGAAGCAUUGUUUUGGGUAAUUAUAUUACUUUGCCCACUGUUAACCAUUGGAAGGAUACAUUAUUAUUCAUUCGUAAUCCCAGACUCAUUUACUUGAAUAGUUGAAUUAUUAUGGGUUUAUCAAUUUAUUCCA